Messenger RNA from Ochlerotatus camptorhynchus, 804 nucleotides. Its product is annotated as general odorant-binding protein 45-like. The transcript has a single exon. Gene Ontology annotation, molecular function: odorant binding. The record is from RefSeq and is a predicted model, not a curated record. Bases 1 to 804 code for a protein of 267 amino acids. Lineage: Eukaryota; Metazoa; Arthropoda; Insecta; Diptera; Culicidae.
AUGACGUGCUUGCCGCUAAUCCUGUCACUCAAACUUCUACUGCUGGCAAACGAAGUUUCCUCGGCCAUCCACAGUGCCGCCGUAAAAACUCCUGCAACCUUGCACUACGAAUGCACUCAAUAUCUCCAACCGGACGACAAUGGCAACUGUACCCCAUAUUGCAUAGCAUUAGCGGCUCGCUUCUGGGAUGACGACCGAGACCGCCCAUCUCGCACCAUCAGCCGAUUCUACCUCCCCGACUCUAACGACUGCAACUACUGGAACCGCACGGAGAAGUGUCUUCAAGAAACACUUGGAAAUCUCCCAUCUUGGAAAAGCUGUCAACGGGCGACCUGCGCCCUCAUGUGUCACGAUGAUCAGUAUGGGGAGCUGAUCACCGAGCAGCCGUCCUUCAUUCCCUUUACCGAGCUGCAGCAUCGGCGAAUCGUUCGGCAGUGUGUGGAUAUUCUGCAAAUCGCGCCAGCAGCAAGGCAAGCGAUUCUGGAGCAGGGUUUGCUAGCAGUACCGGAAGGCAGAUGCCUGCUGCGAUGUGUUAUGCUACGAGAGGAUCUGUACAACGAUCGUGAAGGACCGAGGCUCAGCUGGCUGUGGAUUCAGACCGAGGGGUUCGAAGAUCGGUUCUACGAUACGGCGCAGAAGUGCUACCCUAUGUUGAAGCUGGAAACGUCGGAACCAUGCCUCUUGGCAGCCAGGUUCGCCGCGGAGUGUCUGCCGUCCAGGAUACCGAUCGUGGACACGGUGUACCGGGCGUUGUGUAUUUUGGGGAAUAAACAACCUUCUUGUGAGGACCCAUGUGAUGAUUAG